AUGGUGAUAUUUAAUACAAAUAACUUAGCUACUGCUGAUUUACAGUCAAAUAAACAGUUAAAUUCAAUUCAACGUCAACAAUAUUCUACUCGACAGUCAAAAGUAUUAACAAUGAAAACUAUAAAUUUAUUAUAUACAGAAUUAAAUCAACCAUCAAUAAAUAAUAAUCAUCAACAUAAAAUAAAACAAAAUCUUCAUCGACAAUUACCAAUUUCAAUUCGUCGUCAUUAUCCUAAGUUAGAAAAUCUAUUCCUUCAUCAGCAACCGUCAGAUGUUAAUGGUGUUUUUGGAAAUCAAUUGCAACCAACUCUUCCAUCUCAGUCUACGUUUCGAAAUAAAUCCUCUCGAAGAUUUUCAUUAAAUCAAAAAUCAUUAAAUUAUUCAAAAACUAUUAGUGAAAGUACAAUCAAACAUAAUACAUAUAAUACAAAAUUAUUACAUCCUCUUCAAAUACCUAUAUGGACACCAGUAUUACAAGAGAAGGAAAUCACUCAUACUAGAAUAUUACGUUCAAAAACUCAUUUAUUAAAACAUUCUAGUAAUCAUAAUCAUCAAUUAAAACAAGGAAAAAUUAAUUUAAAUGGAAAACAAAUUUCUAUUCCCGAGUUAUAUAUUACAUCAAGAUCGACAAAUCAUCAUUUAGAAAUACUUAACAAAACAAAUAUUAAAGAUUUAAUUGAUGAAUGUAAAUGGGACGAUCCUGAAUCAAGCAUUGCUGUUCUAUCAGACAGUGCAGAAUCAGUCACCGUCCAUUGUGAUAGCCCAAUGUCCAUUCAAAAUCCUCAAAUCAAUAUUCAAAAAUUUGAUUCGACUUUAAUAUCAGAUCAACAAUCAUUGUCCUCUAGUUCAUCUAAUGAUAAUUCUGAAUUGAAACCAGUAAAAAUAAUGAAUCUACGACCAUAUCCAUAUAUUACUCCUUUACCACCAGUUGUUGAACAUGCUAAUGAUGAAGAAAUAUAUAAUGAUACUUGUUAA
Rotaria sordida is the source of this 975-nucleotide messenger RNA. Lineage: Eukaryota; Metazoa; Rotifera; Eurotatoria; Philodinida; Philodinidae. The record is from the annotation of a GenBank genome assembly.